Molecule: messenger RNA, 841 nt
Organism: Sipha flava (yellow sugarcane aphid)
Lineage: Eukaryota; Metazoa; Arthropoda; Insecta; Hemiptera; Aphididae
Exons: 2
Coding region: 288-638 (116 amino acids)
Source: RefSeq, a predicted model, not a curated record
GUGUUUGUGUAACAUAAUGUAGCCUCUACUGCUCGAGCGAGAUUGACGUCUGACCCGCGGUGUGACGACGACGACCGCGACGGUUGCACGGAACGCAGUAUUGGACCAGCGUCCGCAGCGCACGAACCACCGCCGCAGACAGUCGAACCCACGCGCUGAACCCGACCGCGAUCCGUCGCAGGACCACUGAAACGACCGUCGGUGAACACCGGGAUCGUACAACAUUAUCAUCGGGUGACGCUCGCACGACGAUUGUUUUUCGUUCCCGUUCAUCCCGUCCGGACGCCAUGACGAGACGACUACUCGCGGUUUGCGCACUGGCGCUGCUCAUCCUGGUCGCCGGAUGCUCCAGCAGGCCUCAAGACAAGCCGCUGACCAAGGACGACGGGGCCGCCAAGCCGCAGGACAACGCGGCCGCGCCGGCCGCGAUGCCCGCCACGAACAGCCGGAUGAGCAGAUUGCAAAAGCAGCCCUCGCAAGCGCUGAGCACGGGCUUCGACGAGAUCGUCGUAGAGUCGAAUCUACAGGUGCAUAACCGAGUGGGAUCGAAAAACAAAUCGAAAAUCAUGUUGCCCUCGAACUCAACUUCUGCCUCCGCUCCGAUGACCAACAAGUCAGCCAGGUCUUUGGUGUUGUGACGCGCACAAGCCACGACGACGAUGAUCAAUUUUUACGCACCGCGAUUCCGCUAACCCUAUACAAAUAUAUAUAUAUUUUAGUUUUUAAAUCGGUUUUAAUGUAAUUUUAGCAACGUUCCCAGUACGGAGCGGGCGCCCGACUACGAGUUGACGAAAUAAUGUCUAAGAAUGUUUGUAAUAAAAGAAAACAAAAAAAAAAAUUA